UCCCCACGUUCCGUACGCACAGCGGAUUUGCAUCAAACUGGCAUGCGUUCUUUGAGUUUCCAAGAUGGCGGCUAUUCGAACUCGACCUUUGGAAAACUUGUUGAAGUUUAAGCCAAAAAACAAGGAGAAAAGGAAAGUGAUUUACAAAAAGCUCAUCACUGCUCUUGUGCAAUAUGAAAGAAUAGAAACAACCAUCAACAGAUGCCACGAUUUGUCAAGAGUGGCGGAAAGGAUGAUUGAUCUUGCUAAAGAAGGAGACGAGGAAACCAUUAACAGCUGGAUCACAAAAAAGGAGCUGAUACCAAAAGUGUUUGGGUAUCUUUUACCCCGAUACCAAAAUCAAGUCAAUGGCUACACGAGGGUGUACCAAAUACCUCCUCGAAAAACUGAUAUGGCCAAGAUGGGAAUUGUGGAAUUUGUUGGAAAUAAUCUUCCUCCUCUGUUACCCUCAGAUGAAGAACUUAGAAAUUUAAAACUGCAGAAGCUGCAAGAACUGAGUGCAAAGUCCAAGGGAAUUCCUAUCAAAGGAACUCCUGUGUAAUUAAAACAAAAAUGUGGACUUGCACAAGGAUGUGGCAGUUAGACACUGGGGAAGAGAGGCGGUAGUUAACUGAGGGGAGGGAGGGAGAGAUGAGAUGAGAUGGCGUUAGACAAAACAGUCGUCAGAUAUACAACUGAAAGUGCUUGAGACUUUUCAUGUAAUCAUACAACAACAUGAAUGCUCGUGUCUUCAUGGGCAUUCCUAGAGUUUUUUUGUCGGUUGGCAUGAGAAUUUACAUCUUUAUUGAUUGCUCAAAUACAUAGCCUGCAUAGCAGGCGUUUUCUAAAGAGCACAUUAAGGGAAAAACUGCGAGGGAGUGUGAAAAAUAACGUGAACAGAACAAAAUUGCAAGCGAGUGGAAAAAUAAGGAGCAGGGUUAGGGGGAAAGGAAAGGAAACAUCUGCUAUGUGGGCUAGCAUGUACAAGGAUCUGUGUUUGGAGGGAAAUUCAAGGGGCAAGGACCCAGGGGAAGGGACCCCCAUA
Molecule: messenger RNA, 1024 nt
Organism: Orbicella faveolata
Lineage: Eukaryota; Metazoa; Cnidaria; Anthozoa; Scleractinia; Merulinidae
Biological process (GO): translation
Cellular component (GO): ribosome; mitochondrial large ribosomal subunit
Molecular function (GO): structural constituent of ribosome
Source: RefSeq, a predicted model, not a curated record